AACAAAUAACAAUCAACACAUAUAAAUAAAAAAGUCUGCUGUUAGAGUAAUUAUAGGAAUGAAUUAAAGCACCUGUCUGGAGUCGAGUUGAAACACAUAAAUAAGAAUCGAGUUUGACUUUAUUUGAAUUAAUUUGUUAUUUACGUUUAUCAAACAUGUAUUUCAAGUAUCUUACUAUUUUACCAUUUCUAUUUGGCUACGGCUUCUGCGAAGACUGUUUGUUGCAUUAUAAACCAAUACCGGAAAAUAAACAAGAGUUGCUACAUCGAAUAGAUUCUUUAAAAAGUCAAAGGUUUGGAGCAUCUUCUGGAGGAUUUACCUACACUGUGAUGAUUUGUAAUGAAAUUUCAAAGAAUCAACCAAAUGCAGCAGCAACCAAGGGACAUGGGGGUGACAAGAACUCACUAGUUAUUGGUCGCUUUAAUGAUACUCAUAUUGUUGGUGGAAGUGAAUGGAUCCUGUUGACUUAUGCCAGUGGAGAUGUCCUCAAUAAAUCAGAUCACUGCAACAAUACUGCAAUGAGGACAUCCAUCAUGAUAACUUGUAACAGAGGCUCUGAUCAGGUAUUAUUCGCACUGGAUGAUGAUGAUGCUGUCGGGGAUUGUCAGGUGACGUUUACACUCAAGACUCCUGUUGUCUGCUCAAACACUCCUCAUGGAUUAAGUAAAGGUUCUGUCUUCUGUGUUUUGUUGCUGACUGGUGGGAUGAUGUACCUGAUUGUUGGUGUAGCAUAUCGAAGAAUUAUGACAGGGGCUCAAGGCAUUGAACAGAUUCCACACUAUUACUUCUGGCGUGAUUUAGGCAAUUUGCAAGCGGAUGGAUGUAAUUUUGUAUGUCGCAAGGGAAAUGGUAGAGAAGAGCCUUGGAACAGAAUUACAAGCAACUUCAACGAUCCAGCAGAUGAACCAUUACUUCACCCUUAGGUUAAUUUUAAUUCAAUUUAUGUUAAGUAAUGUUCCUUUUAAAACUACCAAAGAAAUUAUAAAAUCCACCACUAUCGAUGUAUUGUAAGCUUUGUUGUAAAGCCUUUACAGUAAUAUAAUUUAUUUUAAUCAAUCAACAAUGUAUUGUAAAGUGUAUAAGUUUAUUCUCAUGCAAAUAAGUUUUAAAAAUCUUAUGUGGUUUUGCUUAUCGUAUUUACUUAUGUAAUACUUAAAAGAUAAUAGUAUUAUAAACAAAACUGUUUGCAAAAAAUUGUAUAGAAGUCAAUAAUUAAAAUGUCUGGAGUUAAUAAAUGCACAAUUAUUGUACAAUCAACUUUUUUAAAUUUAGUUUUUCAACACUUGCUUUAUUAAAUGUUUAAUUUUUUUAGGACUGAGGACCAGGACUAUUGGUUGCUUGUUAAGACCUGCAUAAUACAUAUGCAGGAUAAUGCAUACAUAAUGCAUAUACAUCUGACAGCCAAUGAUCUGUCAGCAAACGUGAGACUGUUGAGUUGUGUAGACUAUUAUAAUCUCUUCUUGCUUGUAUUUCCUGGUUGUUGAUAUGAUAAAAUUAACACAGAAAAAUUAGUAUGAAAUGUUUUGGUGAAAAUUUGGAAACAAAUUUCUAAGAAGUAACCAAAUUAUACAUUAUUCAAUAUUUAAUUCAAAGUUGUAUUAAUUCAAUCAAUUUAAUUGAUGUAAGCAAUUUAUCAUUUGACAUGUUCCACUGAGUUGUACAUGGCACAAAUAAAGAUAUUGAUUGAUAGUGCUCAGUAGUGUUGUCUUUUUAUAUCAACAAUUGGAAAUAGCAAACAUAAAUACAAUUACAAAAUUGUGAUGGUCCAUUGACUCAACAAUCUUGGCAGUCAUUGGCCUCUCAGGUUUAUGUGAACCAAUUUGGCUGUCUGCAUAGCUUGAUAGCUGCCAUAUUGGGUUAGUUCGCUUAUUUAGUAUACAAACCUUGGUAAAUGCACAGUUUUCGUUGUGCUCAUGUGAACAAACCCAUUGGUGAACUUACUCACAGUACUGUAUUAUUGGAACUCCCAGGAAGGUUGCUAGACAGUUUACAAUAGCCUACAAUUAUAGUUCCAGCCAGGUCAACAUUUACCUCGUGAUUCAUUUCUAAUUUAGUUGGCAGUGUAAAGCUGACACAAUAUAAUAAUCAUUUCACUUUACUAUAGUGUGAAAUGUCAUAUAAAUAAGAAUAAGUAAUUCUUUUUGGUUGAUACACAUUUGUACUUGUAUCUUUUUAUGAACCUAAAUCUAAUUGUUUAUGUAGAGUGUCUGAGACAAAAUAAGUGGUAGUUCAACUCUCAUGUAUCUCUUUACUUAAUCUCACUCUCUGAUAGUUCUAGAGAAUAACUUUAAAACAUAAACGUAACAUAUUGACUAAGACAAGAUCAACCACUUGCAAAUGUAUCACUAUAGAAGGUUACAAUUUUGAACACUUUGAUUAAUUUAAAUAUCUGGGAGUAAUAAAUCAAAUAUAAUUAAUAAAAAAAUUUAAAUCAAGAAUAGAUUAAAUCUAGCAAGUAAACUUUAUCUGUGCAUUUAUGGAACAGGAUCCUUAGUUCAAAGAUAAAUAUAACACACAAUAUGUCCACUGUUAUUAUACAGUGCAGAUAUAUGGGUAAUGAAAAAAAAGAAGAAAUAUAGCUCAUUGUCUUUAAAAAAGGUGUACUAAGAAAGAUCUAAGACAAACAAAGAAAAGUGGUGAUUGGAGGAUUAAACACUAAGAAGAAAUAAGACAUCUGUACAGACACAAUGAUUUGGUAGCACAUGUAACAAUGAGAGAACAAGGCUAGUUUCUAAAAGAAAUUGUACUUAGAAAGAUAGAAGGAAGAAGGCUGCUAAAUAUUUGCAUGCAGAAGGUAGGGUGAGGCCAUGGUAGACAUUUAAGUGAGAGGAAGCAGAGGAUAUAAGAAGAUGGAGAGCAUUUGUUAGUGUAGCUAAAUCCCAUCUUGGGAAUAGUGUUGACCAUGGGAGUAAGAGUAAGUUAUCAAAUUUGUCAUUACAUAUAAAAAUUUAUUUGUUUUAUUUAACCCCUUAAGUACUUUCUUAUCUCAGAUCUCUACCCUGCGCUGGGUGUGUUUUUUUGGUCCCAGAUAUUGUAAUGGACUAGACAAUUUAAAUCAUAACAAUUUUAAUUUAUGUUAGAACCACUGUACAAAUUAUACAACAAUUUUAAAAUUGUAAAAUUUAAUAUUUACAGGUUUUGAGGGGAAUGGUGGGUAUGAUGAUUAGGGGAGGUGGUAAUUUUGGAAAGUUUGAAUAUUUUUUUAAAAAAAUUGCUUUUCUGGCAAGAAUUAAGACAGUGUUUUUGAAGGGGAGGGGCCUUCAUGGAGGGGAGGGGAUCAAACUUUUUUGUAAAACACAAAAAUGAGGUAAAAUAUUAUUUUGUUAAGAUUAUUGAUUAUUAGAUAGUAAUUAUGUCAUCAAAUCACAUCAAUAAAAUACAAUAGUAUUAUGGUGGAGUGCAAAAAUAUACAAUAUAAUACAAAAAAUAAUUCCAAAGCUACGUUUUUAAGAUUUUAUCAAAGUUUAGAAGUAUUUGAGAAAGAAAGAUUACAGUGAUAAACAGAAAUAUUUUUGGGAUGAUACCGGCAGAUAAUAAAUUAAUUCAAUUUAUGGUCAAUCACAUGUUUGUUUACAACACAGUAUCAGAAUGAGGAGGGUGGUAGGAAAUAAUGCAUGGCAGGAAUCUUAGAUUUGUCCAGUAGCCAAAAGACAAUGAGACACCUCAUAUAUCAAGUAUGACGAUACAAUCUUUGGUUUGAACCAGAAAAACAUGAGAAUUUUAUAUAUAUAGGUCUUCAGCACUUUCUCACUUCUCGGCUACAGAUGUAUAUAUGCCAAGAACGCUUAAGGGGUUAAUAUGCAAUACAUGUAUCUCUUAAAUAUGUGUAAUAUUUCUUUAGAAAUAUAUUAAUUUAAUAUUAUGAAAUAAUGCUUUGUUGUCUAUACUUCAUAAAGAUUUUAUAAGUUGAAUUCUUGCUCUCUUUCAGUUUGUUAAUUUAUGCUUCAAUUACCUGUGAUACUACUUAAUUAAUUAUGAAAAAUUUGUGAACAAAUAUUAAAUAUUUUGUAUUAAAUUUUGUCUGCCAAAACUAUGAUGUGUUUUUAAUAAAUUAGUUGUUGAAAUGAUUUCUUUGUAACCAUAAAUAUCUUGCAUUUGUGUACAUAAUAAACGUGAAUAGCAUAAAAAUAUAGCUAAAAGAAUUCUGUCAUACUAAAUUUACAGGAUUAAACACAGACUGUUGACAUUAUAACAUUGUUUACUAUUAUGCCAGAGGUUAGAUUAAAAUUACAUUUUCUGAGCCAAAGAAUUUUACCACCAAAUAGAGUGUUUGUUCAAUCAGGUAGCCUUAUAUUUUUUUCUAAAAUUUUAAUGAUUUUUAUGAGUUAUAUGAUGUGACAUAAUGUUUGUAGAAAUGUUAAACCAAUCAAUAUAUGUGGACUUUUUAUAUGAAAUUCUAGACUAUGGUGGUAUUGUAAUCUAUUACUGAAAUUCCUAAUAUUAUAAUGUUGUAUCUUAAAUUUGCAACUAUGCUUUAAUAGGUAAUAUUACAGCAUCAAUAUUGAGUCUAAUUGUUAGAACAAAUAUUAAGCUAUGAAAAAGCAAAUUUUACAUAUCCUUUCCACCUUAAAUUUAGCAUAAUCCAUACAGCCUGCUUUGGAAAAUUUAAAAUUUGGAUGAAUCUGCCCUUGUCUAUUAUGCAUAUUUCAACGUUAAUAUAGGAAUGAACGACUGCAAAAUGUAUGGGUUUCAGUUUUUUAAAUUAACCAUCUUUGACAUUCUUCUCAAAACAAAUAACACAGAUGAAACUUUAGAUAAAACGUUAUUAGUGUGACCUGUCCAGUCGAAGUCUAAUCAAUCCCAAAUACUUAGCACUGUUAGUUUUAUCCAGCUUGUAGUCAUCUCUUAAAUUUGGGAACAUGAUUUAUUUUGCAUAACUUGUAUCUUUUGGAAGUUAAUUACAACUUUUUGGGGGAGGUUUUUUCAACUAAAUCAUAAAUAUCAAAGAAUUCUAGUUUAUCUAUAUUGCCCUCAGUUUCAAGAAGAUUUGUAAUGUCAGGAUAUUUGUUUACCCUCAUAUUCUACUAUUUAUGUACUAUAUAAGUAAUGUUUAGUACUUUUAUAUAUAUAAGUAAUGUAUGACACUAUUCGAUGUACUGUAUUGUACAACUAAUGAAUAAAGAAUUAUUGAUUGAUUGA
This is a messenger RNA of Homalodisca vitripennis (glassy-winged sharpshooter), 5139 nucleotides long. Its product is annotated as cation-dependent mannose-6-phosphate receptor-like. Gene Ontology annotation, cellular component: Golgi apparatus; endosome; trans-Golgi network. The record is from RefSeq and is a predicted model, not a curated record. Gene Ontology annotation, biological process: protein targeting to lysosome. Bases 156 to 923 code for a protein of 255 amino acids. NCBI's taxonomy places the organism in Eukaryota, Metazoa, Arthropoda, Insecta, Hemiptera, Cicadellidae. The transcript is spliced from 6 exons. Gene Ontology annotation, molecular function: protein domain specific binding.